AUGUUUUACGUAAUUGAAAAGGCAGGCGGCGUUUGCAAUUUCAUUUGCGCGUUGAUGAAACGAGCUAAAGAAGUCGAUCCCGACGACAACCUUUUACCGCCAUCUCAAAGAUGUAGUUACGAAUGUGAUAAAAAUCCCACGGGCAUUGAGUCGUUCGUUCGAUUCGAGAUUUUUUUGGGACCAUCACAUCCUUUGGACGUUGGCAGGCCCUACCCAACCUUCCGCGUCAAACACACAUCGAAAGGGAAACAAACGCGUAGGAAAUGGUAUGAAAAAGGAAAACCUAAAGAAGUCGAUCCCGACGACAACCUUUUACCGCCAUCUCAAAGAUGUAGUUACGAAUGUGAUAAAAAUCCCACGGGUCCUCUCGACAGGAAAAAGCUCAUAGAACACAUAAAUAAACAAGCUUUGGAAACGCCCGAUAAACCCGAGCUCAAACCUUUCGUACCGGGAGUCAUAAGGGGGAAAAAGUGGGUGCCACCUCCGCCAUCCGCCGAACAGGUUAACCUCGAAGAAAAAAUUAGCAUCGAUUUAGGAGAUGAAUACGAGCAAGCAUUGGCGGACGCGACGCAAGAAGAAAUUAUCGAUUUGGCAGCCAUUCUCGGAUUUCAUUCGAUGAUGAAUCAAGAUCAAUAUCACGCAUCGCUUUUAAACAAAGGUCAACCAGUGGGAUUAGGUUGGGACGGCAUAACAAAAGCGUCAAAAUUAAAAUUUUAUCCGCAGGAUCCUCCGAACACGACGGACGUUGAUAAAACAAUCGAACAAGUCAAAUCGGACGAUUCGACUUUAACCAACCUCAACUGGAACAACAUAAAAAAUAUAUCGGAUGAAAAAUUUGAACAGUUAUUCGAAGCACUCAAAGGUAAUACUUAUUUGGAAAUAUUAAGUCUGACUAACGUAGGAAUGACGGAUCACGUGGCGAUGCAAUUAGCCGAAGCACUCGAACAAAAUAAAACUCUUAGAGUUGUCAACAUCGAGACGAAUUUCAUAAGUCCACCGAUCAUAGUUAAAUUAAUAAAAAGUUUAUUGAAGACGAAAACGGUCGAAGAAUUCAGAGCGUCGAAUCAGAGGAGUCAAGUACUCGGUAAUAAAAUAGAAAUGGAAAUAACAAAUUUGGUCGAGCAAAAUCCCACAUUGCUAAGGCUCGGUUUGCACCUGGAAUACAACGAUGCGAGACAUCGGGUUGCUAAUCACCUUCAGAGAAACAUCGACAGAAGCGCGUUUAAAUCUCACGAAUUUAAAAUAAAAUGA
This is a messenger RNA of Pediculus humanus corporis (human body louse), 1251 nucleotides long. RefSeq names its product Tropomodulin, putative. Gene Ontology annotation, cellular component: myofibril. Lineage: Eukaryota; Metazoa; Arthropoda; Insecta; Psocodea; Pediculidae. Gene Ontology annotation, biological process: myofibril assembly; pointed-end actin filament capping. Bases 1 to 1251 code for a protein of 416 amino acids. The transcript has 11 exons. Gene Ontology annotation, molecular function: tropomyosin binding. The record is from RefSeq and is a predicted model, not a curated record.